CCGCAUCAGGAAGCGGGUGAGCCGACUGUUGACAGCUCUCCAGUUAACGAAAGAUGGUGAAACGCUGUCACCCGGAGCAGUAAUCGCCCGCCAGCCGCCUGAGCUCCGGCCGAGUCCCCCCGCUGUAAGGUCCGCUGCUGAAAGUUUGAAGCUCCGCUGCCAGAGAUGGACGGUGGAUCGGAGGUGCAAAUGGAGGCCCCCGCCUUCUGCUGCUCCACAUGUGAGGGAGCGCCAACGCCAGGCCACCGCUCUGCUCAGCGCUUCAAGAGCCGCAGCCUGAGCACCUCCUCAGCCUCCGCCUACUCGGAACACAGGAGGAAUCAGUCGCUUCACGGACCAAGUCCCGUCACCACCUUUGGCCCGAAGGCAUGCAUGCUCCAGAACCCUCAUACUGUGAUGCACAUCCAGGACCCCGCCAGCCAGAGACUGACGUGGAACAAGUCUCCCAAAAGUGUCCUCGUCAUCAAGAAGAUCCGAGAUCCCAGUCUGCUGCAGCCCUUCAAGGAGCUCUGCACGUUCUUAACAGAGGUGAAGAACAUGAUUGUUUACGUGGAGAAGAAGGUUCUGGACGAUCCAGCCAUUUCAGGCGACGAGGUUUUCGCCGCCAUCACUAAGAAAUUUUGCACUUUCAGAGAAGAUCUGGACGACAUCUCCAAUCGUGUGGACUUCAUCAUCUGCCUCGGCGGAGACGGGACCUUGCUCUACGCCUCUUCGCUCUUCCAGGAGAGCGUCCCCCCCGUCAUGGCCUUCCACCUGGGCUCUCUGGGCUUUCUGACGCCUUUCAAGUUCGACACCUAUCAGUCUCAGGUCACGCAGAUCAUCGAAGGCAACGCCGCCAUCGUCCUGCGGAGCCGCCUGCAGGUGCGCGUGCUGAAAGAGAACUGGGAGAAGAAGGACACGGUGGACGAGAAGGGCAUCAUCCUGACCAACAAGGACGUGGAGAGCAACCGCAAAGCCAUGCAGUACCAGGUGCUCAACGAGGUGGUGGUGGACAGAGGACCCUCCUCCUACCUCUCUAAUGUGGACCUCUUCUUGGACGGACACCUCAUCACCACAGUGCAGGGAGACGGUUUGAUCGUUUCCACGCCGACCGGCAGCACGGCGUACGCAGUGGCAGCCGGAGCGUCCAUGAUCCACCCCAACGUCCCGGCCAUCAUGAUCACCCCCAUCUGCCCUCACUCGCUCUCCUUCAGGCCCAUCGUGGUGCCCGCCGGGGUGGAGCUCAAGAUAAAGCUGUCUCCGGACGCCAGGAACACGGCCUGGGUGUCGUUCGAUGGGAGGAAGAGGCAGGAGAUCUGCCACGGAGACAGUAUCACCAUCACCACUUCCUGCUUCCCCGUUCCCUCCAUCUGCUUCCGUGACCCGGUGAACGACUGGUUCGAGAGCCUGGCCACAUGUUUACACUGGAACGUGAGGAAGAAGCAGAACUACCUCGGCUCGGAGGACGAGGAGUUCUGAGCGCCGCUCCGUUCGCCCACCGUCGCGUUUCGAGGACUGUUGCUUUUUAUAAAUCAAGUCAAAGUGCAGUUGUUUUGGACAAAACGAUAAAAAAAAAAAAAAAAA
Fundulus heteroclitus (mummichog) is the source of this 1563-nucleotide messenger RNA. RefSeq names its product NAD kinase a (gene nadka). Lineage: Eukaryota; Metazoa; Chordata; Actinopteri; Cyprinodontiformes; Fundulidae. Gene Ontology annotation, molecular function: NAD+ kinase activity. Bases 166 to 1458 code for a protein of 430 amino acids. The transcript has 12 exons. Gene Ontology annotation, biological process: NAD+ metabolic process; NADP+ biosynthetic process. The record is from RefSeq and is a predicted model, not a curated record.